Diplodia corticola is the source of this 1503-nucleotide messenger RNA. RefSeq names its product hsp90 co-chaperone cdc37. The coding region runs from base 1 to 1503 and encodes 500 amino acids. Gene Ontology annotation, molecular function: protein kinase binding; protein-folding chaperone binding; heat shock protein binding. NCBI's taxonomy places the organism in Eukaryota, Fungi, Ascomycota, Dothideomycetes, Botryosphaeriales, Botryosphaeriaceae. Gene Ontology annotation, cellular component: cytoplasm. Gene Ontology annotation, biological process: protein stabilization; protein folding. The record is from RefSeq and is a predicted model, not a curated record. The transcript has 3 exons.
AUGCCUAUUGACUACAGCAAAUGGGACGCGCUGGAACUCAGCGACGACUCGGACGUCGAAGUGCACCCCAAUGUCGAUAAACGCUCCUUCAUCCGCGCGAAGCAGGAGCAGAUCCACAUGGAGCGCGCCCAGCGCCGCCACCAGAUCACCACCUUGAAGUACGAGCGUAUCAUCAACGAUGGACUCAUGGAGCGUAUCGACACCCUCCUCACUGCCCUGAAGUCUCACAGAGACACGGCCUCUCCCGAGAACGCCGACCAGCUUGUCUUCCAGUCCAUGAUGGAGUCUGCCGUCGAGCCGUCGCAAGACCAGCCCCCGCCGCCUCCCGAGGGUGUGCACACACAGAUCCAGCACAAGCCGACGUGGUCACAAAUGUUGGCCGCCCUGAUUGACGAGGUCAAGAAGGAGGUAGACGAGAAGAAGCCCGAGAGCCGCUUCGAGGGCUUCAUCACUCAGACGCAAGCGCACCGGGAUCGGGUGGCUGACCUGCAGAAGCAGCUCCUGGCCAAGCUUGCCGAGCUGGAGAAGGAGGACAAGAGGCACAUUACCAGUGAUGACAUGCACACGGGCUUCGACUACUCGAACGUAAAGAAGGGUGAGGAUGCCUCGUCCGCGUCCAAGCCUGCGCAACAGGGUGAAUCGGUCGAGCUCCUCAACCCUGGCCGGCCAGACGUGACCCGCGCCGACACUGGCCAAUCUUCUGGUGCUGAUGCGGAUGUGGAGGAUGAUGACCCCGAUAAUGUCCAGGCCAGCCCUGAUGCGAAGGAAUUCGCUAGGAUCAAGAUGGACGAUUACCGGGCCAGCCUGCAAUUCAUUUCGGCACACCCCAACAUCCUCAAGGAAAGGGACACGGAUGGCUUGCUGGUCGAGGCCUUCGACGCGGAGAUGGCGGGCAAGCAUGCGUAUGCGCACCAGUGCGUACAUGCAGCGCUGCUCAUCCAGUACUGCCGCCAGCUCGGAAAGGACGGCGUGCAGCUUUUCUUCAAACGCAUCACCACCAAAGACCACCAAGCGCGGAAGCUCUUCCGGGAUGACGUCGAUAACACCUACAGGCGCAUCAACACGCGCGCGGCGGAGAUUGUCGAGGAGCGCAAGAACAACCCCGAGGCCGAAGGGGUCGAGCAGAUCCAGUUGCACGCGGUUGAUCCCAACACGACGAUCAACAUCCGCACGCCUUUGCCCCUGGAUGAGUCGAAUCCGGAGUCGAUGAGCGAUGACAACAAGAUAGCGCGAACGAUUUUCGAGAGCUUCCCGCCGGGUCUGCAGAGGGCUUUGGAGAGCGGCAAGCUUGAUGAGGUGAACAAGGUGUUGGCCAAGAUGAGCGUGGACGAGGCAGAGCAGGUGGUGGAGCAGCUGGGCAACGGCGGCAUGCUCAGCUUGGAAGAGGGUGUGAUUGAUGCAACGACGGAGGAGGGCCAGGCCAAGGUCAAGGAGAUCGAGAAGACGGGGCGUAUGCCUGGCGAGGAGGUGGACGAAUCGCAGCUGGCGGCAGACCCGGAGUAG